Molecule: messenger RNA, 1074 nt
Organism: Mangifera indica (mango)
Lineage: Eukaryota; Viridiplantae; Streptophyta; Magnoliopsida; Sapindales; Anacardiaceae
Product: single-stranded DNA-binding protein WHY2, mitochondrial
Exons: 8
Coding region: 120-833 (237 amino acids)
Biological process (GO): defense response; regulation of DNA-templated transcription
Molecular function (GO): single-stranded DNA binding
Source: RefSeq, a predicted model, not a curated record
CAACUCCACCGAGUAUCUGUGCACCUUGUCCCUUCCAAUUUUCCUUUAUAUGACACUGCUCCUAAACCUCUGAGUUGUACUCUCUCUCUCUAAUACCCUAGCCCCCUCUCUCUCUAAAAAUGAUGAAUCUUUCUCGCUCUAUGCUUCGCUCCAGGAAUCUGGCUUCUGAUAAAUGGUUUGCUGUGAAAGCUGAUGAUGUAAGAGAUGCUAUAUGGUCACAGUCUUAUUCAUCCCUAGCUGGCUUGUCAACUGCAAGACAUAAUUUUGAUGCUAAAGGUCGUGUAUAUGCUCCUUAUGCUAUUUACAAGGGCAAGGCUGCAUUUUCUGUUGAUCCUAUUCUUCCAACUUUUUCUAAAUUGGAUCAGUCCGGGGAUUUAAGAGUUCAGCGCAAAGGUGUCAUUCUCUUGACUUUUUGGCCUGCUAGUGGUGAGCGCAAGUAUGACUGGGCAAAGAGGCAGUGUUUUGGUUUGUCACCGACAGAAGUUGGGUCUUUGAUUAGCAUGGGUCCCAAAGAUUCUUCUGAGUUCUUCCAUGAUCCUUCAAUGUUAUCGAGCAAUGCUGGUCAAGUGAGGAAGACCUUAUCAGUUAAGGCACAUGCAGAUGGCAGUGGCUAUUUUGUUUCUCUGAAUGUCGUCAAUAACCUUUUGAAAACUACUGAACGCUUCACUGUUCCUGUGACAACUGCCGAAUUCACUGUGAUGAAGACUGCUUGCAGUUUUGCAUUGCCCCAUCUCAUGGGCUGGGAUCGGUUAACUAAUCAGCUGCCGGUGGCUAGCAACAGGAGUUCAUCAAAGGUGAACACAGAAUCACUUGAAUUAGAAUGGGAUCGGUGAACUCAAUGUCGACACUUUUCCUAGUUGAUGAUCUAUUCAAAGUACAUGGGCCUGCUAAACAAUGUACUUUUUUGUGACGUUUUUAUUAACUAAAAUUUGUUCUACUUCCCAGGGUUGUGGUAUUCAAACUUUCAGGCUCUGUAUAAUAAUUUGUUCCCGUGGAUUCAUCUCUGUACUAGUUAUGAUAUCAGGGCUUGAUUUUGCACUUAGCAUGUUAAGCCCACGAAAGCCCAUUUAUUAA